AUGGCAUUGUCUAAUAAUAUUGGAGAUGAAACUAGAGAAAUCCUUGCUGCUCAGGCACACAUAGCAAACCAUGUAUUCAAUUACCUAAAUUCCAUGUCACUCAAAUGUGCAAUUCAGCUUGAAAUUCCAGAUAUUAUUCACAACCAUGGCAAACCAAUGACCCUUUCCAAUUUAGUGAAUGCCCUCCCAAUUAACAAAGCCAAAGGUCAGGAUUGUAUUUACCGUCUCAUGCGUAUUCUAAUCCAUUCAGGUUUCUUUAUCCAAACCAAAAUUAAUGAAACUGAAGAAGAAGAGGGUUAUUUACUUACUCCAAAUUCACGUCUUCUCCUUAAAAAUGAGCCUUUGAGUUUAGUCCCAUUUGUGUUAGCACAAUUAGAUCCAAUUUUAAUGGAUCCAUUUCAGAGUCUAAGCAAAUGGUUACAAAAUGAUGACUCUACUCCAUUUGCAACUGCUCAUGGGAAACCAUUGUUUGAAUAUGCAGGGGAAGAACCUAGGCUUAAUUAUUUAUUUAAUGAAGCUAUGGCUAGUGAUGCCCGAUUGAUGAUAAGUGUGGUGAUUAAAACUGGUAGUGGAAUUUUUGAUGGGUUGAAAUCAUUGGUAGAUGUUGGAGGUGGCAUUGGUACUGUGGCUAAAGCAAUUUCUAAUGCAUUUCCUGAGGUGAAAUGCACUGUUUUUGAUUUGCCACAUGUUGUUGAAGGCUUGGAAGGGAGCAAGAACUUGAGUUAUGUGGGAGGAGACAUGUUUAAAUCCGUUCCUUCUGCAGAUGCAAUUUUAUUGAAGUGGAUAUUACAUGAUUGGAGCGACGAAGACUGCGUUAAAAUAUUGAAGAAAUGUAAAGAAGCAAUUCCAAGUAAGGAGAAUCGAGGAAAGGUGAUCAUCAUUGACAUUGUGGUUGAUAGCCAAAAAGGAGAUAACAAAUCAUUUGAAACUCAACUUUUCUCAGAUAUUCUUAUGAUGGUUCAUGUUUCUGGGAAAGAAAGGAAUCGAGAAGAAUGGGCAAAACUCUUUUGUGAUGCUGGUUUUAGUGACUACAAGAUUAAUCCUAUACUGGGAUUAAGGUCUGUUAUUGAGGUUUAUCCUUAAUAUAAUCUUGUAAUAGUUAAUUCAAAUACAAAUAGACUUGCUUG
Molecule: messenger RNA, 1127 nt
Organism: Nicotiana tabacum (common tobacco)
Lineage: Eukaryota; Viridiplantae; Streptophyta; Magnoliopsida; Solanales; Solanaceae
Product: trans-resveratrol di-O-methyltransferase-like
Molecular function (GO): protein dimerization activity; O-methyltransferase activity
Source: RefSeq, a predicted model, not a curated record